GUAAACUUUUCCCAAAUAUUUUUGUCUAAAAUAAGUUGCAUGGUAAUGUCCAAGCUCGAUAAAAACACUAACGACGUCGUAUAUAACUGCCGAAUUUAGGGUUAAUGUUCUCUUCCAACGGGAAUCCCGGCGAUCUGCUUCGCUUCAAGGAUCUGAUUAGUAUAUUCACUUAUGCACUUGUACUCCGUAUCAAGUAUUCGGGUGAUUAUUUCCAUCGCCUUUGAAUUGAUGCAACCAGAACAAACCAAAUGUUAAAUUUCGUCAGUAAGACAUUGCCGCAUUUGAGGCCCUCUGCUAGAUCUUCACUCACUGGUAUAAAGCUGUACGUAACAAAAGCUAGAGGUAAAUCCGCUAAUGCAGCGAAGAAGGAAUCAUUUGUAGUUUCUUAUCUGAUAGAUAAAUGUGGGUUUGCUCCAGAAAAGGCAUUUUCUGCUUCCAAACGAAUCACAUUCAAAACUCCAGAUAACCCGGAUUCUGUGCUUUCCUUCCUGAAAACCCACGGAUUCUCAGAAACCCAGAUCUCAAAACUAAUUCAAAGAUGCCCCUCAAUCCUUUCGUGCCAUCCUCAGAAUACCCUUUUGCCCAAGAUUGAAUUUUUGAAGUCUGUAGGUUUCACAGUGGAGGAAUAUACUGCUAUGCUGUGUGGAGGCCCUAGUAUUUUGCAGAGAAGCUUGGGGAAUCAACUCUUACCCACAAUAGAGUUUCUUAAACAGUUUUUUUCUUCUCCAGAGCAAAUAAAAGUUCCCCUGAAACGCAGUCCUUGGAUUUUCUCCACAUCAUGUCAGGCUCUAAUGGAAGAUAAUAUUGAACUCUUGAGGAGAUUGCAAGUGCCUGAAUUGAGCAUUGUGCAUUAUGUUCAAAACCAACCUAGACUGUUCACCAAGGAAAAGGAGGAGUUUAAAAGGAUUCUGGAGGAUAUCAAGGGAAUGGGGUUUGACCCAUCCAAAAAAUUAUUCAUGGUUGCAGUUCAUGUGGCUUCUUCCAUGACUAGAUUGACUUGGGAAAAGAAGAUGCGUGCUUAUAAGAAGUGGGGGCUUUCAGCUGAUCAGAUUCUUGAAACUUUUGUGAGGAAUCCGUGGAUUAUGGCAUGUUCUGAAGAAAAAAUUCUACGGGGAAUGGAUUUUUUUGUCAACAAAUUGGGUUUGGAAUCUUCUGAUGUCUUUAGAAAACCGGUGCUUAUUAUGCUUAGUUUGGAGAAAAGGAUUAUUCCUAGAUGUCUCGUUUAUCAAGCAUUGGCGGCUGAGGGUUUGUUGAAGGACAUAAAACUAUUUAUUGGGAUGUUUGUGUUAUCUGAAGCUAAGUUUGUUAAGAAGUUUGUAAAAUGCUAUGAGAACAGGAUUCCCGACCUGCCGAAGCUAUAUCAUUCUUCUAGAGGUGAUGCUAAAGUUCACCUUUCUUGACUGUUCUUUACCAGUUUUCUGCUUCUAGUGUAGUGCUUAAGUCAUUAAGCUGACAAGAUUGUACCAACCAGACUUUUGAAGAGCAGACUUUUGAAGCAGCAAAGAAGAGAUCUGCUACCUGUGAAUGAGUGAAUGAGUUUAGCCUGAUCAAAUGGACACCCAGAAGCUAUUUUUGUUUUCAUUAUGAUUUGUUAUACACCAAAACCUUGAAGUAUUUCCCAGGCCAGAAGUACAGGCUGAUAAUGUUGCAUAAGUUAUUGAUGGUACUUCAACAUCUAUGCUUGGAAAGAACAAUUGCUACUUUGAUCAUCAUAGGUAGGAAGUAAUGAUCGAUAAAAGUGUGCCCCCAACCAUAUUAUUAUCCAAUUGAGUGCAUGAAAACAAGAGUUCUUGAUAAUAGUAAAAUGACUGAUAAACUUGAUCAGCCAAAACUCUGCAAACAGUCAUUAUCGGCCAGAGUAGUCGAUUACUUCCACUCACCUCAGUCAUCUUUUGGUUCGAAAUAAAGGGUUGUGUUUGUUUGCUGGUACCUAUGAAUUUAAUAUAAG
Molecule: messenger RNA, 1948 nt
Organism: Cuscuta epithymum
Lineage: Eukaryota; Viridiplantae; Streptophyta; Magnoliopsida; Solanales; Convolvulaceae
Source: the annotation of a GenBank genome assembly